AUGCAGACUCAGCUGUUGUAUCACCUGCUAGCAGUCUGUUUGCUCCUGAUCCAGCUUUCUGACAAUGUCCAUGGAAAUGACUUGGAUGAAGUAGUUAAAGCAUGUGGCCGUGACUAUGUCCGCCUCCACAUUGAGGCCUGUGGCAACCCCAUCCCAAGUCGGAACAGAAAAGAGCGUCCUCAACGUAACCGAAGCAAAACUAACAAAAAAAAAUCCUCCACCAAGAACAAGGAAACAGGCUUACAAACUGCAAAGGAACCCGGUUUUGUUUCGCUAGAAAGCCUGAAGUCACUAUUGGCUGCAAGUCAAUUUUCUCGGAAGGCAAUACAACCUGCAUUACGCAGUACUAUUCUCAACUCUGCAAAACUUCAGAUAGUCAAUCAUGAGGACCCAAGCAAUAAAAAUAGCCCUGCAGAAUUAAACCACCCCAUCUUAGAUAAACAUUCCCGAGAAAAGAGGCAGGUCCCCGUUGCAAUGGCCUCAAAGUGUUGUUUUCGAGGUUGUACCAGAAGAGAGCUUGCAAAAAUCUGCUGA
Condylura cristata (star-nosed mole) is the source of this 534-nucleotide messenger RNA. Its product is annotated as prorelaxin H2-like. Gene Ontology annotation, molecular function: hormone activity. The transcript is spliced from 2 exons. NCBI's taxonomy places the organism in Eukaryota, Metazoa, Chordata, Mammalia, Eulipotyphla, Talpidae. Gene Ontology annotation, cellular component: extracellular region. The coding region runs from base 1 to 534 and encodes 177 amino acids. The record is from RefSeq and is a predicted model, not a curated record.